This is a messenger RNA of Sclerotinia trifoliorum, 970 nucleotides long. The record is from the annotation of a GenBank genome assembly. Lineage: Eukaryota; Fungi; Ascomycota; Leotiomycetes; Helotiales; Sclerotiniaceae.
GAUCCGUGACACAAUAUAUUCGAUAAUAAUUAUUAUAAAGGAUUCGACGAAUGAUUUAUAGAUUAUAAAUUAAAAUCUAUAAUAUUUCUCUUUAACCAAGCACAAUAUAAUUCUUACGAUUUAUAUUUCAAUAUAGAUUAUAAAUAUUAUUAUUAUUAUAAAAAGAUUAAAAUGGAUAUUCUGAAUGAUAUAUUUUAUACAAGUAUAUUUCCUAGAAACACCAAAUGGGACUUUUCAAUAUAUUCAGUUUUUUUAUUAAACUAUUAUAUUAAGAUCUUAAAGAAAUUUAUAAUUAAAUUUAUAAUUAUAUAUAAUUUCAUACAAGGACUGAUACAAGAAUAUCAGGAAAUAUUUAAAUUAUCAAUAAAUCAUUAUAUUAAUAUAAAAUUUAAAUUCAAAAUAAGAAAAAUCAAUAAUUGUCAAUCAACUUUGAGGAGUAAUAUAAAAUUGAAUCUUUUGGAUUAUCUUUUGUAUAUUCCUAUAUUAAACAAUUUAAAGAAUCAAAAGAAAUAAAUAGUUUAAGAAAUAUUGAAUAUUUAUAAUCGAUUGGAAUUUCUGAAAAGAAUAAUAUCAAUUAUUAACAAUACUAAAUCAGACGAACUAUCGAAUUUAAUAUCGCUUAUUAAAUAAUUGAAAUUGUAUAUAAUAUCUAGAUGUGAACAAAUAUAAUAAAGCUAAUCAUUUGUUAUAAUAUAAAAGAAUACUUAACUCUUACAAUAUUAUAACAAGAAGUUCACCUUUUGGUAGAGGUUUAGGAUAUUAUUCCUAAGGAAAUCAUGCCGAACAUUCAGACUAUUAACUCUAAUAAUGGGAAACUGUAUCGUAUAUUUGAGAGAUAAAUGAUUUCGAAAGCUCUGUUUCAAAGGGCAAUCUCACUUUAUGUUGCAAGGUAACAGUCAACCUGUCCACAUGAGCUUAGGCCUCAUCGAAAAGCAAGGUAAUUUGUAUACAAAUUUGUAUGGUAAUCGAC